Messenger RNA from Triplophysa dalaica, 1116 nucleotides. It is a transcript of the gene zfand6, whose product is annotated as zinc finger, AN1-type domain 6. The transcript has 8 exons. The coding region runs from base 366 to 1064 and encodes 232 amino acids. Gene Ontology annotation, molecular function: zinc ion binding; DNA binding. The record is from RefSeq and is a predicted model, not a curated record. Lineage: Eukaryota; Metazoa; Chordata; Actinopteri; Cypriniformes; Nemacheilidae.
UGAAUAAUUAAAAAAACAAUCGAUCACAUGCUACAUUCAAGUUAUUUAAGGCGUGACGUUAAAUCAAUGAAUAUUAUUGGUUUCUUUACAUUUUUACGCUUUCCGCGGGGCGUGGUUUGGAGGACGUGGCCAAUAGCGUUUCAGUGGGCGUUUACUAAGAGCGUCCUGUUAUUACUCGACGUAUUUUAACAAUGUCGAGCUUUUUUUAAACUGCAUGCAACGUCGCAAAGAAGAUCAAAAUUGAGACCCACAAAGCAUUGUUCAGCAGAACGAGGUGACUUUUCUUCAUGGUAGUCUGUGAGGCGCACGUGUAGUCAAAGAGGAAGAUCUUUACAGACAGACAGGUGCACAGAGACAGUUAGAUCAUGACCGAGGAAGAUAAGAAGAGGGAUAUGGCUCAGGAGACCAACCAGACCCAAGGGCCUUUACUCUGUGCCAAUGGCUGUGGGUUUUAUGGGAACCCGCGGAAUAACGGCAUGUGCUCGGUGUGCUACAAGGACACCUUACAACGACAGAACAACAGCGGACGAUCAAGCGAGCCAGUGUCAUCCAGUAUAAGCAGUAUAGGAGAGUCAGUGUCUGUACAGUUAAAAUCACAACAUGAACAAAACAGUGUCCGCUCUAAUUUUUCAUCGCCCGCGGCAGCUGCACGUACAGAUGGUGCUACAGCGGUCACUCUGGCGGUUUUGGAAACACAGGAGGGACUACAAGAGGAGGCGAGAAGCAUUCAGGAGACCUCAAACAAGCUGCUUACAGCGGAGGAGAGCACAUCGAGAGGAAAGAGGAAGUUAGAUGAAACUACACAGCCGUCUGCCUCAGAAUCGGACGUCUCGGAGCAAACCUCAGAUGUACCGGAGCAGUCCAAACCCAAGAAGAACCGCUGCUUCAACUGCCGCAAGAAAGUGGGACUCACUGGCUUCAGUUGCCGCUGCGGUCACUUAUUUUGCAGCGUUCACAGAUACUCGGACAUUCACAGCUGUAGCUUCGACUACAAGGCAGACGCUGCUGAGAAAAUAAGAAAAGAAAAUCCUGUGAUCGUGGGGGAGAAAAUCAAAAAGAUUUAAGCUACUUAGGAAAAAUAAGUUGUGCAUGCCACAAUGAAAAGCCUUUGCAAGA